Messenger RNA from Dentiscutata erythropus, 549 nucleotides. Lineage: Eukaryota; Fungi; Glomeromycota; Glomeromycetes; Diversisporales; Gigasporaceae. The record is from the annotation of a GenBank genome assembly.
GAAUGUAAUAGCACCCGACAAGAAAAUAAAGGAAACUUUGUACUCGAUCCAAAGUCUCCUGACGGUAGUACCAAUAACAGCCCGAAUUCUUGCUUCAAUGGCUGGGAAACUGAUGAGUUUAAGUCGUGUCUUCCCUUAUGCAAAGACAUAUUGUCUAGAAUUUUAUGCAAUCAUCGACGCAGAACACAGAGAACCCUGGGAAUGGGAAGCUCCAGUCCACGUCUAUCCAGAAUAGUUCCAAUAUACGUCGAUGCUUCGACAACGAGGUGGUCUGCAGUUGUAAAAGGAAGGAAAGCCUUUUGGGAAUUGGGAGGUAAAAUACAGGCAUACAGACAUUGCUUUGCUCAAGUCAAUGGCAGCUUUACUGGGUAUAGAGGCAUUUAUACCUAUAGUUGCAAAUCAUUGGAUAACAGUAUUCAUAGACAAUCGAGUAGCCCGAAAGUCAAUAGAAUCAGAAGGAAAACGACCUUGGCAAAAAGAGUUAAUAUGCGAGGUUUGGAACCUUUGCGAUGCACACAAUAUACAUAUUCACGAAUUCCGACGAACUAA